GUUUCUAGGAAGUAAGCCAAGACGCCAUGACAGGAUAGAAAAUGGGUGCAGAGGAAACUAGACAUAGCGUUCGUGAKCCUGGCGAUGACGAACAGGUGCAGCCCAGUGAAACAGAGAGAAACAGAGAGAGACCUGCUGUUCCAUACGCUGGAAGGGAACAUCUCGGAMGAGAUGUAGGAGUGUUGCCAAGAGAUACAGGACAGCCUUGGGUAAGACAGUCAAGAACAAGAGAGCCACCGUCACCAACUGGACGGCCUGUGGAAACCAUCCAAGGUCUUGCACCAGCAAGGAGUACUGGAUCAGGGCAGAUGCAAGGUACUGGAAGACCAUGGGAAACAAUGCCAGGAAGAGAUGUGACAAGUAGUGCAGGAGCAGGGCAGAUACCUGGUACUGGAAGACCAUGGGAGAGAAUGCCAUUAAGAGAUGUGGCAUGUAGUGCAGGAGCAGGGCAGAUACCUGGUACUGGAAGACCAUGGGAAACAAUGCCAGGAAGAGAGGUGACAAGGAGUGUAGAAACAGGGCAGACACCUGGUACUGGAAGACCAUGGGAGACAAUGCCAGGAAGAGAGGUGACAAGUAGUGCAGCAGCAGGGCAGAUACCUGGUACUGGAAGACCAUGGGAGAUAAUGCGGCCAGGAAGAGAGGUCAUAGGAACAGGGCAGAUACCUGGAGAACCAAGGGGGACAAUUCCAGGCACUGGAACUUCUGGUGAAUCGAGAACUCGACCAACUGGAGCAAAGAGGGAGACCAACAGAGAACGACUWUUACGUGAAAGGAACACUAUUGAAGGACAAAUUGAAGACGCCAAGGCUCGGUUGAAUCGAAAAAUGGUAGCAGUUGAGAAUGAAWUACAAGCCCUCAACCCUCUUCCAAUUUCUCAUGUUAAGAAACAAGAGAUGGAAAGAAAUGUAAGAAAAGCCAAGGCACAUUUUUUAGAAGGUGUGCAAAAAGUAAAUCAAUCUAGUGAAGAAACGUUUGGUAGAUUACUCAAGAAAAUUGAAGAGAUUGAAGACCCAAGGAAUGCACCUUCACGAAUGGAUUGGGAAGAACUCGAUGAUCUACUAGUCAACCUGAUGAUGUUCUACUCGGAGCUCCUUUCUGAACUCGAUCAACUCGAAGAACAAGCUAAUGCCGUAAAACGGACUUGGCGUUCUGCGGAAAUAAAAACAGCUCAAGGAGGAKCUGCGAUGGCAGCAGCUCAAGGAGGAGCUGCGAUGGCASCAGCUCCAGGCGUUCCYGUUAAAGGUAAAAUAACUUGUCAGUGA
Messenger RNA from Actinia tenebrosa (Australian red waratah sea anemone), 1265 nucleotides. RefSeq lists its product as uncharacterized. Gene Ontology annotation, biological process: signal transduction. NCBI's taxonomy places the organism in Eukaryota, Metazoa, Cnidaria, Anthozoa, Actiniaria, Actiniidae. The record is from RefSeq and is a predicted model, not a curated record. Gene Ontology annotation, molecular function: protein binding.